Molecule: messenger RNA, 1623 nt
Organism: Guillardia theta CCMP2712
Lineage: Eukaryota; Cryptophyceae; Pyrenomonadales; Geminigeraceae
Exons: 2
Coding region: 1-1623 (540 amino acids)
Biological process (GO): cell division
Molecular function (GO): protein binding
Source: RefSeq, a predicted model, not a curated record
AUGGUCCGAGAGAAGAUGAGCACACCAAUCCGACACAAACCCUCAGUGAAAGGAACUGAAGGGCUCCUAGCGAGGUGUAAGGCGAUGAACGAGCAGCAACUCUACGCUUCCUCCGCUGCUAUCACCUCCUUCCUCAUCUCCGAGGACGCGCGCAGCACCGAGGUCUACAUGGUCAACGCGGAAGCCCUGCAUGGCCUCGGGGAGUACCUGCGGGCAGCGGAGGUGUACAAGCAAGCUCACGAGUGCCUGUCGGAGGCAGAGCAGAAGGGGGAAGAAGGGGCGAAGGUGCUGCAGGCCAUGGCGGAGUGCUACGGGAAGGGGGACCAGCAGAGGAAGCAGCUGGCGACGCUGCUGAGCAUCCCGGAGGAGCUGAGGACGGUGCGGGUGCACGUCGAGAUAGCGAAGCUGCAGCAUCGGGCGGGGGCAGCAGACAAGGCGCUGUCGGCACUGAAGAGCGCGCUGGACGAUGCGCCGCUGGCGAUCGAGAUGAUCGAGGAGCUUGUGUGGGCGGGGCAGAGCGAGGAGGAGAUCAUGUCGCACUUCCGGUGCAUGGUCGAGAAGGGGUGGCUGCUGGACUUUAUCAGGGCGCGGGUGCAGCAUGCCAUGUACGACUACAAGGGGGCGCUGCAGAGCUACAAGCAGGUAGCGGAGGCGUUCCCGGAGAACCUGGAGGUGAUGUCGGGGAUGGCGACAUGCCAGCUGCACACGCGGGACGUGGUGGGGGCGACCAAGGCUUUCGAGCGGGUGCACGAGAAGGACCGGCACUACCUGGACAGGAUGGAGGAGUACGGGAGCGCGCUCAAGGCCACGGGGUCGUCGGCGAAGCUCAACAUCGUGGGGUACGAGCUGGUGAACGUGAGCCCGCAGAGACCGGAGGGAUGGAUCGUGUGCUCGAUGUACAUGGAGUGCCAGGAGGAGAAGGAGCUGGCGCUGGAGUACGCCGAGCGAGCCAUCCAGGUAGCGCCGAGGAGCAGCGCGGCGCUGAUCCAGCGAGGACGGAUCCAGCUGGAUGCGGAGAAGUACGACCUUGCGCUCAUGUCGUUCCGGGAGGCGCUGGGGAUAGCGAAGAGCAUCCAUGCGUACCAGGGGCUGGUGCGGGGAUACAUCGGGGCGAGGCGGGUGAAGGAGGCGAUCACGACGGCACGGGAGUCACUGCAGCAGAUGCCCAAGAACGCGCAGGCGUUCAAGCUGGUAGGGCUUGCCCUUGCGCAGCUGCCGGAGGGAGUCAGCAAGGCGAAGACGGCCUUCGAGCGGGCGAUCCAGCUGGAUCCCACGUGCCCGGAGUCAGUGCUGGAGCUGGUGGACAUACUGGAGGAGGAGAACAAGCUGCAGGAGAGCGUGGAGGUGAUGGAGCGCUUCGUGAGCAAGACAGAGUCAGACGUGGCGCAUUGCCGGCUAGGGGACUUGUACCUGAAGCUAGGGCGUUUCCAGAACGCGCUUGUGUCAUAUCACAACGCGCUGUCAGCGCAUCCGGGGAUGGAGGCGGCCACGAUAGGGCUAUCGAGGCUGGAGAAGGCGAUGAAGGGGAUCGAUCCGGACGGGGACGGGGAGCUUGAGAAGGAUUCAUACGACAGCAUGGGAACCCCAUCCACACCCCGCGGGAUGGACGUUAUGGACCGUUAA